This is a messenger RNA of Cylicocyclus nassatus, 565 nucleotides long. NCBI's taxonomy places the organism in Eukaryota, Metazoa, Nematoda, Chromadorea, Rhabditida, Strongylidae. The record is from the annotation of a GenBank genome assembly.
AGGUUGACUGUUCUAAAUGGAAUCAAUGCAGUCGAGUCUUCCGCCAACAGUGACGCCGGGAUGGAACGAUCCGCCAAAUUUGGGUGGAGUGCAAUCUUCUACAGCCACAAAUCGUCUGAAUCGAUUGCACAGACGUCCGGUUGAUCCUUCGAUCUCAAGCAUAACGCCCGGCACCGGGAUGCAGCCGCAUCAUUUUCACGGAGGAUAUGAGCCUGGACACCAUGUCCACUCUCAGAUUCCCACUGAACAAUACGGGUUCGAUCCAACUCCUGUUUCUGUGGGAAUGGCGACUUCACCCCCAGUAGUGGGAAUGGGAAUCACGCACGCGACAAUGCCGACCCUUCCUCCGUCUUCAUACAACCAUCAACAGAGUGUUCAACAAACAACAAAUAUGCAAUAUCAAACAACAUCCACCCUACUUCAGUCAAAUAUUGCACCAUUUCCGAAUGAGCAUUCUCAGCAACAGCCCUUCAACGGUCAUGUGCAACAAACUCAUGGAUCUAACAAUGGGCAGGUUUUUUUCCAGCAUCAGAGUCAUGGUGUCCCGCCUAUACAAAGGUUGUGA